UGCAUCAAAAAAAUAAAAAAUAAAUAAAUUUAUACUCUUCUUUUCCUUGAGAGAUUAAUUUGAACAAUCUCUUGGUGAAAUGGAGAAGGGUGUAGGUAUUAGUAGUAGUAAUAAUUAUUCACCUGUUCUUGCAGUAUUUGUUGUUCUUGUGGUGCUCCUAGCAUCACCAUGGCCGGCCUCGUCGCAGAACCAGCAAAAUACCUUCACCGUCAACCCCGCCGCCGCGAGGAACAAGGCGGCGAGCUCCGGCGCCGCCGGCAGCUUCAGCGAGUUCAUCACCGAGAACGUGCAGCACUACGUCCUCAGCGAGAGGAAGUACGCCAGCAAGGCGAAGGCGUUGGACGCGGAGCUGUCGGCGGCGGAGGCCGGCGCGGCGAGGUACGUGGUGAGCGCCGACGGGAAGGGCAGGUUCAAGACCGUCGGCGACGCCGUCAGGGCCGUGCCGGAGAAGAACAAGAAGAGGGUCAUCCUCGACAUCCGGCCUGGCACCUACAAGGAGAAGGUUCUGAUCCCGUACACGAAGCCGUUCAUCACGUUCGUGGGGAACCCGAAGAGCCCGCCGACGAUCACGUGGGACGACACGGCGGCGACGCGCGGCAAGGACGGCGCGCCCGUCGGCACCGUCGGCAGCGCCACCGUCGCCGUCGAGGCGGACUACUUCAUGGCCUCCGGCGUCGUCUUCAAGAACCACGCGCCGAUGGCGGCGCCGGGGCAGAAGGGCGGGCAGGCGGUGGCGCUGCGGGUGUUCGGCAGCAAGGCGGCGCUGUACAACUGCACCAUCGACGGCGGGCAGGACACGCUGUACGACCACAAGGGCCUCCAUUACUUCAAGAACUGCGUCAUCAAGGGCAGCGUCGACUUCAUCUUCGGCUUCGGCAGGUCCCUCUACGAGGAUUGCACGGUCGUGUCGGUGACGAGCCAGGUGGCGGUGCUGACGGCGCAGCAGAGGAGCAAGAGCAUCGCCGACGCCAUCGACACCGGAUUCUCCUUCCUACGGUGCAGGAUCACCGGCAUUGGGCAGAUCUACCUAGGCCGGGCGUGGGGUGACUCGUCGCGGGUCGUCUACUCCUACACCACCAUGGGCAAGGAGGUCGUGCCGGUCGGCUGGGACGGCUGGAACAUCCAAAAACCUGAACAUAGCGGGAUAUACUACGGGGAGUACAAAUGCAGCGGGCCAGGGGCGCUGUCGAGCAAGAGGAUCGGGUGGUCGCUGGUGCUGAGCGACGUCCAGGCCAAGCCCUUCACCGGAACGCACUUCGUCUACGGCGACUCCUGGAUCCUGCCACCGCCCAAGACCACCUAGACAGCUAUAUAUAUGUAUAUUUUGCCUGAGCUAACAUGUAUAGGGAACCAGUCAAAUACUGCCAAGGCUAUAAGUGGACCAGUCUAACAACCUGUUUAUUUAUAGAUUAAUUAAGCGGGUAACCUAUCGAAUAGCCCACUUAAUUAGCCUAUAAGCGGGUUGAUGGGUAUGUGCACUUAUACCCCUAAAUACUAGUACUCCUAUUAUACGGGGCUGCCCCCCUACAAGGGUGAGACGAAUUUUUCUCGCUGUUUGUGAUAACCGGACUUACUGCUGGAGCGCGGUAGCAAAAACCGCUCGAGUUCGGAAGUAAUGUAAAAAAAGAGCAAAAGUUUUGGUAAAAUCCAUCCGGUUACCAUGCUUAAUGCACAGAAAAGAUAACCCCUAGCUUGUUGUUAGUAAAGGAGACUUUGGAUAUGAGACAAACUUCUCUAUCAAAUGAACCUCUAAGUACUAUGGUU
Oryza brachyantha (malo sina) is the source of this 1764-nucleotide messenger RNA. Its product is annotated as putative pectinesterase 63. The transcript has 5 exons. Lineage: Eukaryota; Viridiplantae; Streptophyta; Magnoliopsida; Poales; Poaceae. Gene Ontology annotation, molecular function: pectinesterase activity. The record is from RefSeq and is a predicted model, not a curated record. Gene Ontology annotation, biological process: cell wall modification. The coding region runs from base 80 to 1303 and encodes 407 amino acids.